AAUGCAGUGAAACAUCCCUGUACUGGUGCCAAAACCACCCCUAGCAAUGCCUACUAUCCAUUAUCCUACCAAUUGUCAGUCACGGUUCGUAAGGCGUCUUCAAAAGGCAGAAAAAAUAAUUUAACUACAUUUAAAUGGCAAAAUAUCAAUAAAAAAUUGCAAAAGUAUGGUAAAAAAUAUCUGUAUCUCUAUACUAAAGUGAAGUAGUAUAUUUUUUACCAUAAAAAUGUUAAAAAAUCAUAAUAAAACACAGUGAAAAACAAGAUUUUUUACAAGGAUGAAGUGCACGAGCAUUGUGAAAAAGGGUGUGCAGCGAAAAGCAAUCACCAAAAGCAACUCUAUAUUUGGAGUGGGGAGCGUUGGCGUCAAAUUUAAGUGGAAAUGUUGCAAAGGCGGCAAUUUUACUCUAGGCCACUUCAUCGGUGGUUGUUGUUGUUGUACUCGGACUUUUGUUUUGCUCGCGGUGGCUGCGGUAUUUUUGUUUACAAGCGGCAGCGCCAAUGCUUCUGAUGCUGGGUUACUGAAGGCGUCAUUGGAGGAUAACAGUGGGACAGCAGGAGGGCGCCACCAGCAUCAUCACCAUCAAUACAGCGCUCAGGGUGCUGAACGGUGGCGCGAACAUGAAUACGAAGAGAAGGGCUAUUGUGCGCCAUACAAUGGUAAAAUUUGUAAGCAAUAUAUAAGCGGACAGGUGUGGUAUAGUCGUGAAGAUCCAACGGGUGGCUGGAAAAAUGAGCAGAUAACAACCGCAUUAUGGGAGGAAUUAAUUGCAGACCUGUCGGGAUUAUGUCGUGUAGCCGCAGAGAAAAUGCUAUGCGCCUAUGCAUUUCCGCAUUGUCAAACUGAAAAUGGACGCACAAUUAAGGUACCGCUAUGUUAUGAAGAUUGUACAGCCACUCAUCUACAAUUCUGCUAUAAUGAUUGGGUAUUGAUUGAAGAGAAGAAAGAGCGAAACAUAUUUUUGAAGAGUCGUGGACAUUUUCGACUGCCCAACUGUGGUGUGUUGCCAAGAUAUAACGCCACAGCAAAGAAGCCGAAUUGCUCCUAUAUUGGGCUCACAGAAAUCAAAGAAGAUGAAAUAAGCUACGAUUGUCGCAACGGCAAUGGCCGCUACUACGUUGGCACCGUAAAUUUUACAAAAUCAGGUUUACCUUGUCAACGCUGGGAUGUACAACAUCCACAUAAACAUAUCCAACCACCACAAGUGUUUCCGCAAAUAGCAGAAGGGGAAAAUUACUGCCGCAAUGCUGGUGGAGAAGAGCCUUUUCCCUGGUGUUAUACACUCGAUGAGUCUGUGCGUUGGCAGCAUUGUGAUAUAGCUCUCUGCCCCGAUUACAUUGAUCUCACCGCCAAAGAUCUCAAUACACCUAUAAUAAUGGAAACUUUCUUCACCCCAUCAAUGAUCUUCCUACUCGCAGGCAUUGGUUUCGUUGGCAUAGUGGCACUGCAUUUGAUUAUUUUGCUAGUGCAUAAAAUUUCAAAACACAAGGAGUUUUCGGUGCAACAGCAAAGGCAACAGGUGCCAACGUCCGAGUGCAAUAUAUCCGUGCGUGGCAGUGGUGACUGUAAUUUAACAGAAAGCAGGGAAACUUUGGGUUCGAAUAAUGCAGUUGCUAUGAUGAUCAACAAGUGUGGCACCAUUAAAAGUACAGCAACAGUGCAUAGCUCAGCAGAACCGAAAACCAAUUUAAAUACCAAGUUGGAGAAGCUAGAAUAUCCGCGGGGCGAUAUCGUGUAUGUGCGCUCGUUGGGGCAAGGCGCUUUCGGUCGAGUGUUUCAGGCCAAAGCACCUGGCCUCGUCUCUGGCAAUGACGACUAUUUAGUCGCCGUGAAAAUGUUGAAGGACGACGCCAGCGAUCAAAUGCAAAUGGAUUUCGAGCGUGAAGCGUGCCUUCUUGCCGAAUUCGAUCAUCCCAAUAUUGUUAAACUUCUCGGCGUUUGCGCACUGGGUCGCCCCAUGUGCUUGCUCUUCGAAUUCAUGUCACCCGGUGAUUUGAGUGAAUUUCUACGCGCCUGUUCACCCUACGCUACACACCAAAUACAACAACGCAAUCGCCAGGAAUUAAAUGAGGGACAUUUACUACAGAUUGCAGCACAAAUUGCCGCCGGUAUGGUCUACUUGUCGGAACGUAAAUUUGUACACCGCGAUUUAGCUACACGCAAUUGCUUAAUCAACGAAAAAAUGGAAGUGAAAAUCGCCGAUUUUGGUUUGUCACAUAAAAUUUAUCUGCAGGACUACUAUAAGGGCGAUGAGAACGAUGUUAUACCAAUACGUUGGAUGCCGCUCGAAAGUAUAUUGUAUAACAAAUUCUCUAUUGAAUCGGAUGUGUGGGCUUACGGCAUCUGUUUGUGGGAGAUUUUCUCUUUCGCUUUGCAGCCCUACUUUGGGUUAACACAUGAAGAGGUGAUUAAGUUUAUCAAAGAGGGAAAUGUACUAAUUUGUCCGGAUAAUACGCCACUAUCGGUGUACGCAUUGAUGCGACGUUGCUGGAAUCGUAAACCCAACGAACGUCCAAGUUUUGCGGAAAUCAAUCAUUGCAUACAGCACAGUCUGGUGGAAUACGAAUGCAAGACAAUGAUGUAGAGCGUGAAGAAGAAACGCGAGAAGAAAAUGAAAUGGAAAAUAUAUAAAGAAACUUUCAACUGGCCAUACUUACGAAUAUUGUGUAAGUGAAAACAUUUCCGUUCGAAAACACUCAGCAGUGGUUAGUUUGCGAAAAGUACAUACAUAUGUAUAUACAAUGAUAUGUAUAUGUAUAUACAUAUGUAUUUGAAAUAUUACUACAAUAAACACAAGCACAAAUUAUACAACUAUAUUUAUUAAAAAAAGUACUUACUAAUGAUAUCUCAGAAAAGUUGUGUUCUAACAAUAAUUUUUGUUGUUGUAUGCGUAGUUGUGUCAUAAAAGUCUCCAAUAUUUUUUGUAUAAUUUUAAUCGGUACUCAAUAAGGUAUUAUAAGUCAAGUGUGUAUCGGAAACUAGUAGUCACAAAAUUCUUAUUGAAAACAGCGUAACAAAAAGGAAACCAACCUCUACUUCCGCAAAGACAUUCCAAUCAUCGAGCAGCACUAACCUGCACUAUUCUUCUCAACGAAUUAUACAGGCAAUUUUUAUAUACUCGUUCGAGCAUGCAUACUUACGAACAUACGUAUUUACAUACAGAUGUGUGUAUAUGUGACCAUCAUAUCUACUAAAACAAA
Messenger RNA from Anastrepha obliqua, 3200 nucleotides. RefSeq names its product tyrosine-protein kinase transmembrane receptor Ror2 (gene Nrk). Gene Ontology annotation, cellular component: signaling receptor complex. Gene Ontology annotation, biological process: cell surface receptor protein tyrosine kinase signaling pathway; protein phosphorylation; multicellular organism development. Gene Ontology annotation, molecular function: protein binding; transmembrane receptor protein tyrosine kinase activity; ATP binding. The record is from RefSeq and is a predicted model, not a curated record. Bases 278 to 2584 code for a protein of 768 amino acids. The transcript is spliced from 5 exons. NCBI's taxonomy places the organism in Eukaryota, Metazoa, Arthropoda, Insecta, Diptera, Tephritidae.